This is a messenger RNA of Ostrea edulis (European flat oyster), 865 nucleotides long. Its product is annotated as cerebellin-1-like. The record is from RefSeq and is a predicted model, not a curated record. Lineage: Eukaryota; Metazoa; Mollusca; Bivalvia; Ostreida; Ostreidae. The coding region runs from base 50 to 838 and encodes 262 amino acids. The transcript is spliced from 2 exons. Gene Ontology annotation, molecular function: protein binding.
AUAUCCCAAUCACAUUGUGUUCUAUACCUAGUCACUUAUACAGAUUAUAAUGGCAGGGCUGAGGCCGCUCUUUUUGGUUCUCCUUUUGGCGGGAUUCACAGUGCCUUCAUCGGGAGAGAUUGCUGAAAAUGAUGUUAUAUUUCGCAAAGAUUUUGAGCAGAUGAAGAACUUGGUGAAAAUUUUAAAUGAACGGGUUCAAAUCCAGGACCAAAGACUGUCAGACCUAGAAAAUGAGGUAAAAGCUUUGAAAAGUGAAGUAAAGCAGAAGAACGAAUUUAUUGAAAAGAUGACCGAACCCUAUACAGUUAGUCCAAGUGAAAACAAUGCUCAGCAGAAAUCUUUCAUCGUGAAGAAGAGAAGUGGUGUUGAAAACUCUAACGACAAGAAGCAAGGAAAAUAUAUCAGAAUUGUCCCAGUUCCUUCGGCGAGUACCGUGGCAUUCUACGCGUACAUGUCGUCUUCCGAAAGCAACCCCGGUGUCCACCAUACUCUCAUCUAUGAUCAUGAAGUUACCAAUGUCGGAAACGGAUACAAUAGGCAUUCUGGAACCUUUAUCGCUCCCGUAGAUGGUAUAUACGUCUUUACAUGGACUACGUUUGUACAGCACAUCGGUGAAUACAUGUCCACUGAAAUAACACUGAACAGCCAACCCGUUGGGGCAACAUUUCCUGAAGGUGGAGGUGAUUUCGCAGGGGUGACGGGUUCAGUUGUCCUCUCAAUGCAGAGGAAUGACAUCGUUUUUACGAGAACUCACACAACCUACGUUCCUCAUGGGACCAUCAGAAGUGAUAAUUUGAUGCGAUCCACCUUCUCUGGAUGGUGUGUGUCUUGUAAUUAAAAUAUAAGCAAUAAAAUGGAAACCUAU